Trichoderma reesei QM6a is the source of this 4518-nucleotide messenger RNA. RefSeq lists its product as uncharacterized. Gene Ontology annotation, molecular function: ATP binding; ABC-type transporter activity; ATP hydrolysis activity. The record is from RefSeq and is a predicted model, not a curated record. Lineage: Eukaryota; Fungi; Ascomycota; Sordariomycetes; Hypocreales; Hypocreaceae. Gene Ontology annotation, cellular component: membrane. Bases 1 to 4518 code for a protein of 1505 amino acids. Gene Ontology annotation, biological process: transmembrane transport. The transcript has 2 exons.
AUGGACUCCAAGGAAACCGGCGCGCUGUCGCCGCAAGCUUCGUCUGGUGGAGAAAACACCACCCUCCACGAUGAAAGCCGCCCAAAAGAUCGAGAGGAAUCGUCGCUCAGCGGCAGCCGAAUCUCGUCUAGUAGCGACGACUCAUCAACUCCAGGUCGUCGGCCCGGCCCAUCGAGAACAGCAAGUGGUACGAGUAUUCAAAAUGAAGAUGACCUCUUUCGAGCAAUUUCACGACGCCGGACAACUGGGAGUCUCGCGUCCGGCACCGAGGGCCCUGAGGAAUCAGCAGAGAUAGAACGGCUCAUGUCGCGCAUGUUUGGGCAUGCCAGGCAAGAACACAAUCCAGAAGAACAACUGCGACAUAGCGGUGUCAUCUUCCGCGACCUCACUGUCAAAGGCGUCGGGCUGGGCGCCAGUCUUCAACCAACAGUCGGAGACAUCUUCCUGGGGCUUCCCCGAAAGAUCAGGAACCUUGUUAGAGCCGGUCCAAAAGCUGCUCAGGCCAAGCCGCCGGUGAGGGAGCUGAUCAGCCAUUUCGACGGCUGUGUCCGACCUGGUGAACUUCUUCUUGUCCUAGGUCGUCCAGGAGCUGGAUGCUCGACGUUUCUCAAGGCUUUCUGCAACCAGCGGUAUGGCUUUGAGGCCGUUGAGGGCGACGUCACGUAUGGUGGAGCAGACGCGAAACAGAUAGCCAAGCACUUCCGCGGUGAAGUCAUCUAUAACCCCGAGGACGACUUACACUAUGCCACCCUAACGGUGAAGAGAACUCUGACCUUUGCGCUCCGGACUCGCACGCCGGGGAAAGAGGGUCGGCUCGAGGGCGAAAGCCGUUCAUCGUACAUCAAGGAGUUUCUUCGUGUCGUUACGAAGCUCUUCUGGAUCGAACACACCCUUGGGACCAAGGUUGGCAACGAGUUCAUCCGCGGCGUCUCUGGUGGUGAGCGAAAGCGUGUCAGUAUUGCAGAGGCCAUGAUCACCCGCGCCUCUGUGCAAGGCUGGGACAACUCAAGUAAAGGCCUGGACGCAAGCACCGCGCUGGAGUAUGUGAGAGCUAUACGUGCAAUGACCAACAUGGGACGAAUCUCCACCGCAGUGUCAUUGUACCAAGCUGGAGAGUCGCUGUACGAGCUCGUGGACAAGGUGCUGCUCAUUGACGGCGGAAAGUGUCUCUACUUUGGCCCUGCCGAAAAGGCAAAGCAGUAUUUCCUGGAUCUGGGCUUCGACUGUCCCGAGCGAUGGACGACGGCCGACUUCCUGACAUCUGUCAGCGAUCAGCACGAACGGAGCAUCCGCCCUGGCUGGGAGCAGCGCAUCCCGCGAUCACCGGAUGAGUUCUUUAACGCGUAUCGUAAGAGCGACAUUUACAGCGAGAAUGUGGCUGACAUGGAGGCUCUUGAAAAGGAGCUCCGCGCCCAAGCCGAAGAGCGGGAGGCGGCACGGCCGAAGAAGAUGGCAGAACACAACUACACCCUCGCCUUCCAUCAACAAGUCAUCGCUUGCACCAAGCGCCAGUUUCUCAUCAUGCUAGGAGACUCGGCGUCUCUCUUUGGCAAAUGGGGUGGUCUCCUAUUCCAGGGCCUCAUCGUGGGCAGCUUGUUCUAUAACCUCCCCGCAACCACGGCUGGGGCGUUUCCGAGAGGAGGAACGCUUUUCUUCUUGCUGCUGUUCAAUGCGUUGCUUGCAUUGGCUGAGAUGACGGCGGCCUUUACCUCCAAGCCCAUCAUGCUGAAACACAAAUCGUUUUCCUUCUAUCGACCAGCGGCAUACGCAGUUGCGCAGACCGUGGUCGACGUGCCGCUUGUCUUCAUACAAGUCGUCCUCUUCAACACCAUCAUCUACUUUAUGGCGCAUCUCUCGCGCACGGCAUCGCAGUACUUCAUUGCCACUCUCAUCCUGUGGCUUGUUACCAUGGUCACAUAUGCCUUCUUCCGUUGCAUAGCGGCCUGGUGCCCGACUCUGGACGAGGCGACGCGGUUGACUGGCGUUGCAGUACAGAUCCUCAUUGUGUACACGGGAUAUUUGAUUCCUCCAUCCGAAAUGCACCCCUGGUUCUCUUGGCUGCGAUGGAUCAAUUGGAUCUUUUACGGGUUCGAGUGUCUCAUGUCGAACGAGUUCACAGGUCUACAACUUGACUGUGUGAGUCCGUAUCUGGUGCCUCAAGGACCGGGGACAUCGCCACAGUUCCAGUCCUGCACUCUCGCAGGAAGCCAACCGGGAGAGACAAGUGUGGAUGGCGCAGCAUACAUCCAAGCGGCCUUUCAAUACACUCGAUCGCAUUUGUGGCGCAAUUUUGGGUUCCUCUGGGCCUUUUUCAUCUUCUUCGUCUUCUUGACGGCAGUCGGAAUGGAAAUAAUGAAGCCAAAUGCUGGUGGAGGAGCCAUUACCAUGUUCAAGAGAGGCCAAGUCCCAAAAGCUGUCGAGUCAACUAUCGAGACCGGUGGCAGGGCUGGGGAGAAGAAGAAGGAUGAGGAGUCUGGAGCUGUAUCUCACGUCACUCCAGCCAUGGUUCAAGAAAAGGCACAGGAUCUGAGCGACUCAAGCAGCGGUCCUGGGAUCGCCAAGAACGAAACCGUUUUCACUUUUCGCAAUAUCAACUACACCAUCCCGUACGAAAAGGGCGAGAGGAUGCUGCUUCAAGAUGUCCAGGGAUAUGUCCGGCCUGGGAAACUCACAGCUCUCAUGGGUGCAUCGGGCGCCGGAAAGACGACGCUGCUCAACGCUUUGGCUCAGCGCAUUCGCUUCGGAACAAUCAGUGGCGAAUUCCUUGUUGACGGCCGCCCUCUUCCCAAGUCGUUCCAGCGAGCCACAGGAUUCGCGGAGCAAAUGGACGUUCACGAGCCGACUUCGACCGUGCGCGAAGCUCUGCAAUUUUCUGCCCUUCUGAGACAGCCGCACGAGGUUCCCAAAGAGGAGAAGCUCGCGUAUUGCGAAACCAUCAUUGACCUCCUUGAGAUGAGGGAUAUCGCAGGCGCCACUAUCGGCAAGGUUGGCCAAGGGCUCGACCAGGAGCAGCGAAAGCGACUGACGAUUGGCGUCGAGCUGGCAUCUAAGCCGGAGCUACUCAUGUUUCUCGACGAGCCGACUUCUGGUCUUGACUCUGGCGCCGCGUUCAACAUUGUCCGUUUCCUGCGAAAGCUGGCUGAUGCGGGCCAGGCAGUCCUCUGCACCAUCCACCAGCCCUCAGCGGUGUUGUUUGAGCAUUUCGACGAGUUGCUUCUGCUGAAGUCUGGCGGAAGAGUCGUCUAUCACGGGCCCCUGGGCAAGGACAGCCAGCCCCUGAUUCACUACUUCGAAUCGAACGGCGCGCACAAAUGCCCUCCCAAUGCCAAUCCCGCCGAGUACAUGCUGGAAGCUAUCGGCGCAGGUGACCCCAACUACCACGGCCAAGACUGGGCCGAUGUGUGGGCGUCAUCACCGGAGCACGAGCAGCGCUCCCAGGAGAUUCAGGAUAUGAUCUCAUCCCGACAGAAGGUCGAGCCAUCCAAGAACCUCAAGGACGACCGCGAAUACGCCGCUCCGCUGUCUGUUCAGACCAGGUUGGUCGUCAAGCGCGCUUUUGUCUCGUACUGGAGGUCACCCAACUACAUCGUGGGCAAGUUCAUGUUGCAUAUUUUGACGGGUCUGUUCAACUGCUUCACCUUCUGGCGCCUUGGCUACUCAACCAUUGCGUAUCAGAGCCGGCUGUUCUCAAUAUUCAUGACGCUCACCAUCUCGCCGCCCCUGAUCCAGCAGCUGCAGCCUGUCUUCAUCAACUCGCGCAAUCUCUUCCAGUCCCGCGAGAACAGCGCCAAGAUCUACUCAUGGCUGGCCUGGGUCACGUCUGCCGUACUCGUUGAAAUCCCCUAUGGCAUCGUUGCCGGAGCAAUCUACUUCAACUGCUGGUGGUGGGGAAUCUUUGGGACGCGAGUUUCCAGUUUCACAUCUGGUUUCUCCUUCAUACUGGUCCUGGUCUUUGAGCUCUACUACAUCAGCUUCGGCCAGGCAAUUGCCUCUUUUGCUCCAAACGAGCUGCUGGCAAGUCUUUUGGUGCCCGUGUUCUUCCUGUUCGUCGUCAGUUUCUGCGGAGUUGUCGUGCCACCCAAUCAGCUGCCGACCUUCUGGAAAAGCUGGAUGUACUGGCUGUCGCCCUUUCACUAUCUGCUCGAGGCGUUUCUCGGUGCCGCCAUUCACGACCAUCCGGUGCGCUGCAAGAGCAGUGAAUUCGCUCGCUUCAGUGCCCCGCCUGGCCAGACAUGUGAAAGCUAUACCGCUUCGUACAUCAACCAGGCGGGCGGGUUCGUGCAGACGGCUUCGGAUGGCUUGUGUGAAUUUUGCCAAUACGCAACAGGUGACCAGUUUGGAAUGGGCUUCAGUGUCGAGUACAGCCAUAUCUGGAGAGACUUUGGCAUUUUCUGCGGCUUCAUCCUGUUCAACUACGGCGUUGUGUAUUUGUCGACCUGGCUAAAGUUUUCAGCAAGGAACCCGUUUAAGAUUGUGAUGGCAAAGCUAGGGAGACCCGGUAACCAUCAGGCGGAUUGA